Prunus avium (sweet cherry) is the source of this 4881-nucleotide messenger RNA. RefSeq names its product calmodulin binding protein. The record is from RefSeq and is a predicted model, not a curated record. NCBI's taxonomy places the organism in Eukaryota, Viridiplantae, Streptophyta, Magnoliopsida, Rosales, Rosaceae. Gene Ontology annotation, molecular function: calmodulin binding.
AUAAAGAAAGCUAUGUGUCAACUCAGAAUGGCCAAGUCAAUCGGACUGGAAUCUAAGUCUGAUCUUCAAAAAUUCGCUGCUACUCAAACCAGAAUUUUAUUUAUUUGUUUUGAGAACGUACUUGAAAUUUAAGAUUAAGUUAGAAACUAGAAGCAAAAGACCAGUCACUGUAGUCAAUUAGAAAUUUCAGAAAGAAAAAAAAACCAAUCUCUGCUUCCAAAACACCUUAAGCCAAAUUCAUAUCAGAAAUUUGAAUCCAGUGAAACAGAAGAAGAAAAAAUGAUUGAUAAGGAGCUUGAAGUUGUAGAUGAUUUGGGUGAUAGCCAAAUUUCUGAGAAGUUUUCAAUGGCCAUUGACUCAUCCAUUUUGCAAAACCAGAAUGGCAGAAGCCAAGGAGCACAAGAGCUGCAGAAGAGAUUGAAAAAUUUGAGAUCAAUCAAGCUCUCAAAAUCACCAAGCCUGAAGUCAUCUAGAAGAAGGGCCAGGCAGAGAUCCAAUAAUCACCAUGUAUGCAGUGAUGCAGCAAGCUCAGCAGCACAGUCAAUUUCAUCUGAUAUGUCAACCUGUUCUGAUACAAGUACAGAGAAUCUACAGAAUUCAGCAAGAACAAUAACAAGGCGGUCUAGUUUUAAGCCUGUAAGGAAUUUGACAAGAAUUUCUAGCUUAAAAUUCAAGAACCCUUUGAUGAGGAAAAGCUCUGGAGGAACACAAAUGAAUAAUCUGAAGAAAUCAAGAAUGGCGGCUAACCCUGCAAAUUCUGAGAGCUCAAGACCAUCUGCAAGACAAAAGAAAUCUGGGCAUGUUGGGCUUUCUGCCAUCUCAUCCAGUGAUACAGAUUCAGCAUCGUCAACCUUUUCAAAGGAGACCUGCAGCUCCAAUGGGAGAAAGAAACAGUUUCAGGCAAGUCCUCAUGCUUCUGAAUCAAGUUAUUGCAGUAGUAUUGAAACUAGGAAAAGAUCAGUUUUUUCAAAGCCAAACUCAACUUCUGCUGGUCAGAAGUCACCUUCGAAUGCCUCAACAAAAUUGGCUAGAGCGAAAUCCAAGAAGUGUUCCAUAAGGAAACACUCUGAACAAAUCUCUCAACUUCCAGACUUGAGUGUACAAAGAGCUACAUGUUCUUCAGCACUCAAAGGUUCUAAGUCCCCUGACAUCCUGGGUCUUCAGGCAGAGGGAACUGAAUCUGAGGGACUUUCGGGCACAAAGGUUUGUCCAUUCACUUAUUGCUCUCUUCAUGGCCAUCGGCAUGCCAGUGUACCUCCACUCAAGCGCCUCAUUUCAAUAAGGAGGCGCAUGUUGAAGACUCAGAGGGGCGUGACACCGGCAACUCAACCCCCGGUCAGGGUGAAAAGGUCUGGCAAGAUUAAGGAGGAUCAGACAAAUCAGAUGGUAUGCAAUGGACAUGGUGCAGUUCAUGAAACGACAUCUCCUGUGGUAGAAAAAUUGAGCAGGGAAAUGUCUUUAGAAAUCUAUGCUGAGCCUGAACCAGAAGCCAAGCCAAGUCGCAUAGGUACUUACAGUGAAAAUGGGGAAAACAAUGAUGAUUUUUCAAAUAUUUCUGAAAAGCUGCUUGGUGAAACUUCAAUUCCUCAUAUAGAUUUAGAGGAGAGCCUGCACACUGUAGAACAGCAUGCUUCGGUGUCCCUCUCUGCACCUGAUGGUUUAAGUCCGGAAUGUUGUUGCACUGGAACAGAUUUUGAAGCCACCAACACAGACAGGAAAGAAGAAAAGAUUGCAGCAUCUAAUCACAAUGAAGGUGCUCAAUCCACUUGCACAAAUAGCCUGAGCAAUAUUGAUCCUAAAUCAAUAGAAAAAAGUAUGGCGUUCGAUGAUUGUGAAGCUGUCAAACCACCUCAUCAAUUGGAAAGAGCAAUCCCUGAUGAAGUUGUUGAAUCAACAAGUGAUAAUCAACACAAUGAAAUCUCUUCUUCUGAUUGCCAAGCAUUGGAGGAAAAAAUUGCCGCUAAUGAGAACAAAAAUGGAAGUGUGCAGCCAGCAUCUAAUCCCAAAAGGGCCACUAAUGUGGCAGUGGCACACAGUUUGCAGUCAAAAGAUCACAAAUAUAUCCGAAUGUGGCAGUUGAUGUACAAGCAUGCAGUAAAAGGACCUUCUGCAAGUGUUGAAAACCAGCACUCUCUUGGAGGACUGGACAAGGAAGAGCAAGUAGAAGGUACCAACACCGUAUUUGAAACCAACAAUUUAAGUUUUACUGAAACAGAUGAGCAUACAGCUUUGAUAAAUCACAGUGGAGGAGACCAAAACAUUGAGCUCUGCCACCAUGAUGCCAUUAAGCUGGUACAGGAUGCUUUUGAUAACAUCCUUCUCCCGGAAGUUCAGGACCGCGCAUAUGAUGAUCAAUCCUUUACUAAUGGCAUAAGUUCAGACCAGGAAGCAUCAGGACAGAGUCAAGAUGGGUGUGGGGAGCAGAGCACCUCACAUUCCAGUCAUUCUUCUGAAGACAGUAAGGUACAAAAUCCAGAAGAAACAUGGGCCAAAGCUGAAACUACUAGUUCCCUGAAAGAAGAGAAAACAGUGUCAAAAGGAGAUAAGACAGACAAGAAAACACCCAAGAGCUGGAGCAGUCUGAAAAAAUUCAUUCUCCUCAAGAGAUUUGUCAAGGCGGUUGAAAAGGUGAGGAACCUCAAUUACCAGAAACCACAAUACCUGCCAUUGGAUCCUGAUUCAGAAGCAGAAAAAGUCAAUCUAAGGCAGCAGAAAACAGAAGAGAGAAAGAAUGCUGAGGAAUGGAUGCUUGAUUAUGCACUUCAACAGGUUAUAUCUAAACUACCUCCAGCUCAACAAAGAAGAGUUGCAUUGCUUGUAGAAGCCUUUGAAACAGUUCUCCCAUUUCCGGGAAUUAAAACUAGCCACAGGUCCAGUGCAAUAGAAUCCACUGAAGCAGAUCUUCAAGUCUGCAAUGGUUUUUCAGUUCCAAGUGCUGAUCACACAGGUAAAGAGAGUGAUUCUGGAAUUUCUGCUGAAAUCUUGGGUGGGAAUAUGUCCGGCCCUGAGAAAAGUUUCAAUGAGUAUUCAGCUCAGGCUAGGGAUGUUCAAGUGGAACACCAGCAAAGUCCAGUGAAUUUUUCUAAGCUCAAAGAACCAAGUACAGACCAUUGUUUCAUUAAAACGGAACGGGAUAUAGCUGCUCCUAAAGCCACUAAUGAAGAUCAGAAGGAGAAUCAAAUUGUUUUUCUCAACACUGAUGAUGGGGAUGACAAAGCCAUUGUUGGGAACGAUAUAAUAGAUUUUACCAAUGUUUCUUUAUCAGAAACCAAAGAUCCCAGGUCAUGUGAUGAAGCCUCCUUAAAGCAAGAUGAACAUGGUAGCACCAUUUAUGAAGGUCUGGUAAAUGAUACAGUUGAAGAAGCCUCCGAAGAAGUUACUUCAAUCACAAGUUUGGAACUUAGCAACUUGAAUUCCAAGGUGGAAAACAUCAAAUUGGAAACCAGUAAGUCAUUCAUUGAAACAGAUGAGAAAUUUGAUUCAUCUGAGGAACAGAUCACUGAAAAUCAUGUGGAUUCAACAGCAAAUAACAUGGUGGUCUCUUUAGGUUCCAUAAAACCAAAUGAGGAGCCAAUGGCAGCAAGAGAAGAAGUGAGGGGAGGAGCUAUGCCAGAAUCUGGACUCGUUGAAGGAUUUCCUCCACUUGAAGAAUCACAUUUGGAAUGCGAUACUAGUGCACCACAUGAAACCCAAUUGGAAAAGCAGAAAUACACAAACUUAUGGUUCUUAGUAUAUAAGCACAUGGUAUCAAGUAUUGAUGCAAAAGAUGGAGACGAAUUCCUUGAUAGAGCAGAAGAGGAGCAAGCAGAUGAUGCCAACAGAUUGCCUGGAAUAGACAACAAAAAGAUUGAACUCCGGCAUAUUGAAGCUAUCAAGCAGCAAGUAGAGAAAGCGAUUGAUGACAUCAUUCUUCCAGAGAACCAAGAUGAAUCAGAUGAUGAUAAGUCAAUCACUAGAGGCUUUCUAGACCCCGAACCUCCAGAAAAUCAAGUUGACAUACAAGGGAAAUCUUUCAUCUCAACUUUCACAAACUCUGCCAGCUCUGCAAAAUCUGAUAAUGCUACCAUCCAAGAAGAAGAAAAAGCAGUUGCAAAGGUGGAAGAGAAACCUAACAAGAAAAUGUCAAAGAACUGGAGCAAUCUGAAGAAAAUGAUCCUGCUUAAUAGAUUUAUCAAGGCAUUGGAAAAUGUAAAGAAGUUCAACCCACAAGGGCCACGAUAUCUGCCCUUGGAGCCUGACCUGGAAGCAGAGAAAGUUCAUCUCAAGCAUCAGAACAUGGAUGGGAGGAAGAAUUCUGAGGAAUGGAUGCUUGAUUAUGCCCUUCAACAGGCUGUUUCCAGAUUAACUCCAGCUCGCAAAAGAAAAGUAUCACUGCUUGUAGAGGCUUUCGAAACAGUCAUUCCAAGCAAUGGAAUUCCAAACCCAUUCAAACCACAAGCUACUCACUGAUUUAAGGAAUGACAACUAGAAGAAGCUAUUUGGUUGGAUGACUCCACAACUUCAUAAUGAGCAGGCAUGUCCAUAGUAUAAAACCUCAGUUGAACAAGUAAGCUGUAGUUUAUUGUGUCAUUUAGAAGGCAGAAAGUAUACCGUAUGCAGAUGUAAGUCAUCAAGUUAUGAAGUUUGGAAAGUGGAUUAUGUAAUAAAAUUCUUUUUAUUUCCUCUGUACUUUGCCUUGAGGUUUAUUUGUGUUUCUCUUCAUAUGUAUUAUUGUUGUUGGUGAGGUGUAGGGGGAAGGGGUUUCAAAACGCCAAUUUUGAGGUCAGUUUUGUAAAAAAUUCUACAUAAAAGUUCAUAAAUCCUUAUACAGGUGGUGUUGUAAAUCUUUGAACUUCUGUGAUAGUAGCGUUUGAGAGAGUUCCACCUUUUAUAAGCCUUAAA